Messenger RNA from Platichthys flesus (European flounder), 2424 nucleotides. It is a transcript of the gene abraa, whose product is annotated as actin binding Rho activating protein a. Gene Ontology annotation, molecular function: actin binding. The record is from RefSeq and is a predicted model, not a curated record. The transcript is spliced from 2 exons. Gene Ontology annotation, cellular component: sarcomere. NCBI's taxonomy places the organism in Eukaryota, Metazoa, Chordata, Actinopteri, Pleuronectiformes, Pleuronectidae. Gene Ontology annotation, biological process: positive regulation of transcription by RNA polymerase II; positive regulation of Rho protein signal transduction. Bases 459 to 1520 code for a protein of 353 amino acids.
UUAAAGCCAAAGUCCUCGCACUCUUCACACCAGCGGCUCACCCACUGACCGACUGACCAUCUGCAUGUUUUUGUGCGGAUCCAUCGCGGCUAUAAAGGCUGAGGCGUGUGGACUUCGGUUCGUGAUCAGCUGGAACGCAAGGACGAGGUUUUAAGAGACGCGUCCGAAUCUGGAGCCAAAGGAAGCUGAAAAUCAAACAGAAGCCAAUCCUUCAAUUUCAACUUUUCUUUAUUAACUCAAUCUCGAAAAAGGCUGAGAACACAAUCGGAACCUUUAUCGGUUGAUCCAAAGUGUUUUCAGUGUUUGAUAACACUCACCCUUGACAUCUUGGACCUAGCUCACUCUAGGACGAUUGACAACUUACUCUUUUUAGAAUUUGUUUCCAAAGUCCUGGAAAAAACAUAAGUAAAGUAAAAGAAGGAUUUCUAGAAAAAGGUCUCAUCUGGAGUCCUGUCGCGAUGAGUAGCGGGGGCACCACCACAGUUUCGCCACAGGAGCCUCAGACUUUCAAGCGAGCGGUGCGGAAGAUAAAAUGCGCCGCCAUGGUGGCCAGCUUGACCAAGAACUGGCAGGGCUGGGCCAGCGAACACUCAGACAAGCAGGAUGCCAUCCCGAGCGGCUGGAUGCCAGACUCUGUCGAGGAGCAAGACGACAAAAGAAUCAAGCAUGUGGUCAAACCUUCCAUCGCUCCAUGUGUUAUCGCCAGUGACCCCUCCGACGACAGCGGGAGAAUUAGGACCGGCUCUGUCCACAAGACCAUCCAGCCAAAGCGCAGCGAGUGCAGCAGCAGUGACGUGGUCAACGCCAUCCGCGGCAAGAUGGAGUCAGGUCCCGAGGAGAGCAAGCCGUUCAUGGGCAACGAGUCACCGACACGGCGGCGCCAAAUGAGGUUACUACAGAGCGCAGGAGGAGGAGGAGGAGACAGGAAGCUGCUCCUCCAGGACAGGAAGCUGGGGUCCAGGAGCAGCAGUGUGGACACAGAGGACAGUGGACUGGGAGAGGAGGCCGGGCUCAGCGACAACAGUGAAUCCAAAACCGAGCCGGGCAACAUUCAGUCCAAGAAACAAACCAUCAAGCCCAAGAUCAAGAUAACCACGAUGGGCGACAUCAAGAGCCGCUGGCAGCAGUUUGCCAACCAGCACAUGGAGGGCCAGAAGCUCAACCCCUUCAGCGAGGAGUUCGAUCAGGAUUACGCCAUGGCCCAGCGCCUCCGCAAGGGCGACUCCGGCUACGGUCGCCCCAAAGACGGUUCCAAGACGGCGGAGAGGGGCGACCGGGCCCAGAAGCACAUCUACAGGGAGAUGGAGGAGAUGGUGUGGAUUAUCAGAGACUUGGGCCUGAAGGAUAAGGAGGGGAGGAUCAUCAUUAGCUUCGGCCGGCUCUUCGACCGCUACGUGAAGAUCUCGGAUAAGGUGGUGGGCAUCCUGCUGCGCUGCCGCAAGCACAAGAUGCUGGACUUUGAGGGGGAAAUGCUGUGGAAAGGACAAGAUGAUGCCGUUAUCAUCACGCUGAGGGACUGAGGACGGACGUGACAUCGCACAAACAUCCGAAACAACACACAAACACGACAAAUCUUCCACAUUAGCCCGACCUUAGAAACAACAAACAGCAAAUAUUUCAAACAAAUAUUUGAAAGAAAAAUACCAAUAUACACACAUUACACACAGCUUCAAUGAUUAACUUGAAGGAAAUAAUAGUUCAAAAUCUUAAAACUUUUUUGUUCAUACUUUAAACUGCUCAAAUGUUUAAUACACAUAAAUUACAGUCCAGACAUAUGAGUGUAAUCUACACUCGCACCAGACUCAUUAGUUCUUCUCAUGUACCUGACGGAUCGUCCGGUGAAGGGAAACUAUCCCUAGCAUGCUAACAAUGCUCACCUCGCUAACUAUGCUACACGCUACACGCUACACGGCCUGAGCUUCCAUCACAUCUGUCAUGUUUGAUAUUUAAAGGUUUCGGAGUAAAUUAAUGAUAACAGGUUGAAACAAGAAUUACACAACAAUGUACCUACGUUUUUUUGGGGGUCGUCUUUGGACAAACUUGAAUGUUUCUCAUUAGCCGAGCUCUAGUUACGUGAUUGAGCUCAUAUCUUCAUUUAGAUUAGGAAAUUAGUGACUGUACUUAAAAAAAAAAAAACUUGUGUUAUUAUAUGUAUGUUUAGUAUGUUACAUUAAAAUGUGUUUAUCUUUACAUAGGCAGUGGCAAGGAGAACAGAGUGAUCUGUGAAUUUACAUGUACGUCAACUGACUGAAUGUUUGAUGUGUAAUGUUUACAAAAAACAAAAUUGUGAAAUAUAAUUUACCUCAUUUUUGAAUUUUGGACACACUUCACAGGCUUAAUAGAACAUUUUCUUUGGAUUAUGUUUUCCACAAAUUGUAUGCAACUCAUCAAAACAAAUUAAACUGUGUUUCUGACAGAUUUAAA